CUCCAAAACAUGAGUGAUUUUCACCUGGACCUUGGUCCCCUCAAAGAACCUCUAGGUUUCAUCAAGCUUCUUGAGUGGCUCUUUGCGGUGCUUGCGUUUGCUUCUUGUGGCGGCUACAGAGGCGUCACUACACUUCUGGUCUCCUGUCACGGGGCGGUGAAUAAAACAGUAGCAGCCUCUUUCAGUUAUCCUUUCAGGUUGAACACCGCUGUGUUUACUUCGCCAGAUCCCACCCGAUGCAACGGCACCUGGACGGAUUUCUACCUGGUGGGAAAUUUCUCCUCUUCGGCCCAGUUCUUUGUCACCUUUGGAGUCCUGAUCUUCUUCUAUUGCAUGACAGCCCUGGUGUUUUACCUGGGCUAUAUGCACGCCUACCGGAAUGGUAGCAAUUUCCCAAUGAUCGAUUACGUUUUCACUCUCAUUGCGGUCUUCCUGUGGCUAGUCAGCACCGCUGCCUGGGCCAAGGCCCUGGUUGAUAUCAAAGUAUCAACCGGUCCCCGCGUUGUGGACGUAAUACCGGCAUGCAAAAUUCUUGGAUCGUCCUGUGUCUUUGCUUCUGUAACCAGCAUGGGAAGUCUGAAUGUGUCUGUGGUUUUUGGCUUGGUAAAUAUGAUUCUGUGGGGCGGAAAUGCUUGGUUUGUAUACAAGGAGACGAGCCUGCACAAACCUAACAGUAAUUCUCCAAAAUCAGGGUUCUAUCCACCAACAUCAGGAAUCUGA
Protobothrops mucrosquamatus (brown spotted pit viper) is the source of this 720-nucleotide messenger RNA. It is a transcript of the gene SYPL1, whose product is annotated as synaptophysin like 1. The coding region runs from base 10 to 720 and encodes 236 amino acids. The record is from RefSeq and is a predicted model, not a curated record. NCBI's taxonomy places the organism in Eukaryota, Metazoa, Chordata, Lepidosauria, Squamata, Viperidae. The transcript has 5 exons. Gene Ontology annotation, cellular component: synaptic vesicle membrane; synaptic vesicle.